This is a messenger RNA of Bombina bombina (fire-bellied toad), 1263 nucleotides long. RefSeq names its product olfactory receptor 2K2-like. Lineage: Eukaryota; Metazoa; Chordata; Amphibia; Anura; Bombinatoridae. The record is from RefSeq and is a predicted model, not a curated record. Gene Ontology annotation, cellular component: membrane. Gene Ontology annotation, biological process: G protein-coupled receptor signaling pathway. Bases 1 to 1263 code for a protein of 420 amino acids. Gene Ontology annotation, molecular function: G protein-coupled receptor activity; olfactory receptor activity. The transcript has 2 exons.
AUGGCUAUCACAGGGGAAAUGGACGAUUUCUUGGGCUGCGACCGGUAUGUCAGCGAGCUCUCUGCACAAAUGUUCACUACAUCUCUCUCCAACACGGGCCGCAAAGGAGUUGCAAGAUGGGACACAGCGGAGUUUCAAAGAGUGCUCCCCAGGAGGCCGUUAGUUGAUCCGAUACCAGAUGCGGAGGUAAUCUUGGUCAUGACCCCGUCUGCAACUACUGCUAGCGCUGAUGCUGGCAAGAGCCGGCCACGGUUCACAGAGAGAGCUCAUCAAGAUAUCCUAAAAGAAAUUUCUUAUCUAUGUGAUAUAUUGCCCGUAGAAAACAACAAAUUUGAGACUGUAAAAAACAGCACUUUAUUGAAAGGAUUCUAUCUAAACACAUUUAACAUAUCUAAUAAUGUAAAACUUGUGGUUGUCAUUGGGGUUUUGCUUAUAUAUUUACUGGCUGUACUUGGAAAUGUCACUAUUGUCACACUUGUAUCUCUGGUUUCCCAGCUGCAAACACCUAUGUAUUUAUUCCUGUGCAGUUUAUCAGUGCAAGACAUCAUGUACGUAUCUGCUACUUUGCCAAAGCUGUUGGCCAUCACUAUCACAGAUGACACCAACAUAACGUUCUCUGGCUGCAUUACACAGAUAUUUCUAUAUGUAUUCUGUGUUGAUACAGAAUUUUUCCUACUAACCUCCAUGGCUUAUGACCGCUAUGUGGCCAUCUGUACCCCACUGCAUUAUCCUUUAAUCAUGAGCAAAACGGUGUGUGCUCUGCUUAUCACCGUAUCUUGGUUUGGUGGUUUCCUGAAUGCAUAUGCUUUAUCUUUGAUAGUGUCUCAUUUAACCUUCUGUAAUAAACAAGACAUCAACAAUUUCUUCUGUGAUGUAAUAAUAUUACUGAGGCUCUCUUGUAGUGACAUCACAUUUAUUAUUAAUUUCUUUGUACUAUUGGAAGGCACAGUAUUGGGUUUGUUACCAUUUACAUUUAUAAUGGUUUCCUAUAUCUAUAUCAUAUCCACCAUCGUAAAGAUCCGAUCAUCAUCUGGAAGACUGAAGACCUUCUCCAGCUGCUCCUCCCAUCUCACAGUUGUUGUACUCUUUUACGGAACUUCUAUUAGCUUGAAUAUGAAGCCUAAGUCAGAAAAUUCUCUGGAAAUAGAUAAACUGCUCUCCAUAAUUUACAUUGGUGUGGUUCCCAUGGUAAAUCCACUGGUUUAUAGCCUGAGAAAUAAAGAGGUUUUUAAGGCUGUGAAAUAUUUUUUUAACCAAAAUUGA